This is a messenger RNA of Zingiber officinale, 2039 nucleotides long. Its product is annotated as protein IQ-domain 26-like. Bases 502 to 1806 code for a protein of 434 amino acids. NCBI's taxonomy places the organism in Eukaryota, Viridiplantae, Streptophyta, Magnoliopsida, Zingiberales, Zingiberaceae. The transcript is spliced from 5 exons. Gene Ontology annotation, molecular function: protein binding. The record is from RefSeq and is a predicted model, not a curated record.
AUUAAAAGCAAAUGCAUUUUUUUAUCCAAUGGAUUCCAUUCGUCUUUUAAAUCUCCCCCAACUCUUGCCGAGCCACCACCAUGACAGUGGUCGAUCCCGAUCAUGCGAAGGAGUGCGAUCGAUCUCUUCGCCGCCGGGAAAGGAAAUAAAAGGCAACUCGCCGGAGUGAAGAGAGAGCAAGCAUCGAACAUUGUAACGUCGAUCGAGAAAAUAACGUCCAUGGCUUAGAUUGCGUCCUUUGGCUUUCUUUGUAAGUAGCUCUUUCAGUCAGCAAUAGAAAAGCUGCAACCUUGUGAACAGUAAGAAGGUAGAUUUUCACAGCGGCAGUGAGAUCGAGAGAGAGGAAGAGAAAGCCAGUAUCCGCAAUAAAUGGCAGCUCAGUGUAAAUUCACGACCGCAUAAGCAGCAAGGUGAACAGCCCUCUUGCGUAACCGGUAGCAUCUGCAGCCAGUAGGCCUUCGCUUGUCCUGCCGGAAUACGGAAGAUUUCCAGUGCGGGUAAAUGGGUCGGGCGACGCGGUGGCUACGGAACCUUUGGAGCGGGAAGAAGGAGAGGAAAGAGCCUGGCGACUGCUCCGGCGGCCGUGUCGGCGUUGAGGACAGGAGACAGAAGAAAAGGUGGAGCUUUGCGAAGCAGACCAGGGACGCGUCGGAGGUGGUGCUCGGCCAGAACGCCUCGACGGCCGCAGCGGUGGAGGCGACGUGGUUCAGGUCUUUCUACGACGAGAGUGAGAAUGAGCAGAGCAAGCACGCCAUUGCGGUGGCAGCGGCCACCGCUGCGGCUGCCGAUGCAGCAGUGGCGGCAGCCCAGGCAGCGGUUGCUGUCGUCCGGCUCACCAGCCAGGGAAGGGGUGGCGGCCUUUUCGUCAACGCCCGCGAACGCUCGGCGGUGAAGAUCCAGAGAGCAUUCAGGGGAUACUUGGCAAGGAAAGCACUGAGAGCUCUGAGAGCGCUGGUUAAGCUACAGGCCUUAGUGAGAGGCUAUCUCGUGCGCAAGCAGGCAGCUGCAACUCUUCACAGUAUGCAGGCUCUCAUCAGAGCUCAGGCCUCCGUCAGAGCUCAGCGAACUCGCAAUCGUCUCCGUAACGAUAGAAGGUUUCAACUAGAGCUCCAUCCGCGACGAUCUGUAGAGAAAUUUGAUGAGAUACGGAGCGAGAACAUGAGUUCCUUCCACCGCCGGCGGCUCUCAGCGAGCCUCGAUAACGCUUCUAAUGUCUUCGAUUGGAGCCCAAAGGUGGUGGAGAUCGACACCUGCCGCCCCAAAUCGCGAUCUUCUCGCCGGAGUACCAACCCGUCCGUUCUCGACCCCGCCGACGACUGGCACUCGAGUUCCAUCUCCUCCCCGCUGCUCCCGUGCCACAUCCCGGCCCGCGUCGCCAUCCCUGACUGCCGCAACUUCCAGGACAACGACUGGUGCCUCGCGGGAGGAGACAGAUGCCGGCCCGCGACGGCGCAGAGCACACCCCGCUGCUACAUGAACAACAAUACGCCUCCAACUCCGGCAAAAAGCGCGCAGUGGCGAUUCAUGAACGUUCCCUGCUCCCCCAACUACAUGGCCAGCACGCAGUCGUUCGAGGCCAAAUCGAGGUCACAGAGCGCGCCCAAGCAGCGUCCGGAGGCAGCCGCGAUGAGGAAGAGGCUCCCACUGACCGAAAUGAUGCUGGAAUCGAGGGCCAGCUUGAGCGGGAUCGGAAUGCAGAGGUCGUGUGCCCGCGCCCAAGAGACCUUCAAUUUCAAGAGCGCCGUCGUCGGGCGGUUCGACAGGUGCUCUGAGCCGGAAAGGGAGUUCUACGUGCAAAGGAAAUGAUGCAAAACACCAUUAAGAAUUUACGAGAAUUAAGAGAGAGGGAGCUCUUUUGUUUGCUUUCUCUUCGAUCAAAUUUCUUCUGCUGCGGUUCAUUGUAAAUUCCUUGUUCUCAGUUGCAGAUGUUUAAGCUUAACAUUCCAAGCAACUUUGUGAAAGCUUGAACAAUUAGGAGUGCUGCAUUGUUAAAAUUUAAAGCAAGAGAUAUCAAUCCCUGUGCCCAGGUGAUGCCGUCA